Molecule: messenger RNA, 813 nt
Organism: Moneuplotes crassus
Lineage: Eukaryota; Ciliophora; Spirotrichea; Euplotida; Euplotidae
Source: the annotation of a GenBank genome assembly
AUGGAUAGAUUUGGGAGUAUUGAUGAAUCAGAUAUCUGUGAUGAAGCAGAGGAAGGUUCAAUCUUUGUUUCUGUACCAGAAACAAAGAUUGAGAUCAAAAGACCGAUGGUCAAGUGAAUUAAUUGAGACAGAAUGCUCCAAACUUUUGCUAAUUCUCCUGUAUGUCAGAUUUGAAAAGAUAGAAAAAUUGGUGAAGUUAGUGAAGAAGAAAAGAUACAAAAUAUCAGAGUGGCAGAUAUAUGGGAUAGAAGGAAUGCUAUUCGAUUGGAUCUUUCUCAAAGCGACUCUAGUGAAGAUACGGAUAGAAGUGAUCUCUCUAGUGAUUUAAGCAGCGAUUGAGUUGAUUCUGAUAGCAUUCAGAUAUUGCAAAAUUUUAAUUUUGAAGCUCCUCGUGUUAGAACAAUUAGAAGAAGAUAUCACAACUCUGAUGCUAGAAGAGGAAUUAUUAGAAAUUCUUUUAGAAGAAGAGUAAUUUUGUUUAGAGAUAGCAGCAACUUUAGAAGUUUAAGUUCUUCAUUUGGCUCAUCCAUAAGUUCUCCAAGACCAGCUAAUCAAACUGCUCUGGAUGACUUAAAAUCUGUGCAAAUAACCGAUGAACACUUAACACUAAAUCCUAAAACUGGACAAAAAGAAUCUCCUUGCUGCUGUGUCUGCACAGAUGAAAUGCAAAUAGAAGCAACUAUCCUCCUCUGCAAGCACUUAUUCCACACUGAAUGAAUCAAAGAAUGGUUCAAAAGCCACAACACAUGUCCAAUCUGCCGAUCUAAUGUGAAUCGACUGACUUGUACACCAAUAUUAACUUCUGAUGCCUAA